This is a messenger RNA of Heterocephalus glaber (naked mole-rat), 4169 nucleotides long. It is a transcript of the gene Prss12, whose product is annotated as serine protease 12. Gene Ontology annotation, molecular function: serine-type endopeptidase activity. Gene Ontology annotation, cellular component: membrane. Lineage: Eukaryota; Metazoa; Chordata; Mammalia; Rodentia; Bathyergidae. The record is from RefSeq and is a predicted model, not a curated record. Gene Ontology annotation, biological process: proteolysis.
CGCAGCCGCCCGCCCCGCCCCUCCCGCCUCCCUCCAGAACCCCGAGCUGGGAGCAUGGACCAGACCUCUCGGCGCUGGCAUCAUGACGCUCGCUCGGUUCCUGCUGGCUCUGAUGUUGGGGGCGCUCCCCGAAGUGGUCAGCGUUGAUCCGAUCCUCGGUUAUCCGCUGUGCCUCCGCCACCGCCAUUCGCCCCGUGGGGGUGCCCAGUAUCCCGACUACCGGACGCCUCCGUCACCCCUGUGCCCCCGGCGGGCAGUCCCUGCCCUUCGUCCGCAAGCGCUCCAGGCUGGACACUCGUCGCGGUCCCACCCUGGGGGCUGUCCCGCCGGGCAGGCCGGGGCUAACGUGACGGACCUGGGCGCCCCGUGUCUGAGCUGGUCGGAGGUGCCACCCUUCCUGGAGCGGUCGCCCCCGGCUAGCUGGGCUCAGCUGCGAGGACAGCGACACAACUUUUGCUGGAGCCUGGACGGCAAGAGCAGACCCUGGUGCUUCUAUGCGAACGCCCGUGGCCAGGUGGACUGGGGCUACUGCGCCUGCAGACUCGGCCCAUCGUUGACUGUCAUUCGCCUCACUGGUGGCAGCAGUGUGCAGGAAGGUCGUGUGGAGCUCUACCAUGCUGGCCAGUGGGGGACCAUCUGCGAUGACCAGUGGGAUGAUGCAGAUGCAGAAGUGAUCUGCAGGCAGCUGGGCCUCAGUGGCAUUGCCAAAGCAUGGAAUGAGGCACAUUUUGGGGAAGGAUCUGGCCCCAUAUUGUUGGAUGAAGUGCACUGCACUGGGAAUGAGCUUUCGAUUGAGCAGUGUCCAAAGAGUUCCUGGGGUGAGCAUGACUGUGGCCACAGAGAAGAUGCUGGGGUGUCCUGUACCCCCCUUACAGAUGGGGCCAUCAGACUUGCAGGUGGGAAAGGCAGCCACGAGGGUCACUUGGAGGUGUACUACAGGGGACAGUGGGGCACUGUCUGUGAUGAUGGCUGGACUGAGCUCAAUACUUACGUGGUUUGUAGACAGCUGGGAUUUAAGUAUGGCAAACAAGCCUCUCCAAACCAUUUUGAAGAAAGCCCAGGGCCCAUCUGGUUGGAUGAUGUGAGCUGCUCAGGAGAGGAAACCAGUUUCCUUCAGUGUUCCAGGAGACAAUGGGGAAAGCAUGACUGCAGCCAUCAGGAAGAUGUGGGCAUCGCCUGCUACCCUGGCAGCAAUGGGCAUAAACUCCCUCUGGGUUUUCCUAUAAGACUUAUGGAUGGAGAAAAUAAAAAAGAAGGACGAGUGGAGGUUUUUAUCAAUGGCCAGUGGGGAACAAUUUGUGAUGAUGGAUGGACUGAUAAGGAUGCAGCUGUGAUCUGUCGACAGCUUGGUUAUAAGGGUCCUGCCAAAGCAAGAACCAUGGCUUAUUUUGGGGAAGGGAAAGGACCCAUCCACAUGGACAAUGUGGAGUGUACAGGAAAUGAGAGGUCUUUAGCUGACUGUAUAAAGCAAGAUAUUGGAAGUCACAACUGUCGUCACAGUGAAGACGCAGGAGUUAUCUGUGAUUAUUUUGGCAAGAAAGCAUCAGGUAACAGUAAUAAAGAGUCCCUCUCAUCUGUUUGUGGUUUGAGAUUAUUGCACCGUCGGCAGAAGCGGAUCAUUGGUGGGAAAAAUUCUUUAAGGGGUGGUUGGCCUUGGCAGGUUUCCCUCCGGCUGAAGUCAUCCCACGGAGAUGGCAGGCUCCUUUGUGGGGCAACGCUCCUGAGCAGCUGCUGGGUCCUGACUGCAGCGCACUGUUUCAAGAGGUACGGUAACAGCAGUAGGAACUAUGUUAUCCGGGUUGGAGACUAUCAUACUUUGGUGCCAGAGGAGUUUGAAGAAGAGAUUGGAGUUCAACAGAUUGUGAUUCAUGGGGCAUAUCGCCCAGUCAGCAAUGACUAUGACAUUGCCCUGGUUAGAUUACAAGGACCAGAGGAACAAUGUGCCAGAUUCAGCAGCCAUGUCUUGCCAGCCUGUUUACCACUCCGCAGGGAGAAGCCACAGAAGACAGCCUCCAAUUGUUACAUAACAGGGUGGGGAGACACAGGACGAGCAUAUUCAAGAACACUACAACAAGCAGCCAUCCCCUUACUGCCCAAGAGAUUUUGUGAAGAACGCUAUAAAGGAAGGUUUACUGGGAGAAUGCUCUGUGCUGGAAACCUCUGGGAACACAGUCGAAUGGACAGCUGCCAGGGAGACAGUGGAGGACCACUCAUGUGUGAGCGUCCCGGAGAGACCUGGGUUGUGUACGGGGUAACUUCCUGGGGGUAUGGCUGUGGAGCCAAGGAUUCUCCUGGUGUUUAUACCAAAGUUUCAACCUUUGUACCUUGGAUAAAAAGUGUCACCGAAUUAUAACUCACAGAAACAGUAAAUAGUAUUUGAAGAAACUGAUGGAAACCACUAACUCCAGUAUUAGCACUACAGGAGAAAUAACUAAUGUAAACUGAGAUCCAGGUUUCUACUUUUUGAUAUAAAUUGUGUAGCCCUUGCUACUUUUGUGGAGUGAACACUUCUGGUUAGAUACCUCAGUCUAUUAUCGUUAAUUGCAUUGUCGUCUGAUUUAAAUUACUAGGGAAUUUUUUGCUUAUUUCCUCUGCCUAUUUCUCACCAUUCUCCAUUCUUUAUUUUGUAAUAAGGCUGUUUUUGUUUGGAUUGAGAAUGCCCUAUAAUUGAACUUAUAUGGGGCAUGUAUUUAUAAUAAGAAUCCAUAUUUAAAAGGUACCUUUAUGCCUCUAAAUGUGGCAUUAGUAUAUUUGUUCUUUUUCAAAAGGUUAUCUUCACCUAUCACCUGAGGCCUUUGUCAAAUGAGCAAAUCAAUGGCACAUAAGGAAUUCCAUUAACAAUUUCUAAGGUGGAAUAGGAUCAUGAAGCCACAGAGUUACGAUGUAUUCCCCAAUGAGGGCACCUGGUAUUUCCAAGUAUCCUUGUUAAGUAGAAAUACUAAACUUAACUGUAAGAAAAAAUAUCUAUGACAAUUAAAAAUUGGAUUUAACACGAACAGUGCUAGCUGAAUAUACAAUCUUACCAGGCAUAUUAAAUAAUCUUUGACAACCACUUGAGAUCUACAACUUAGUAGGCAGAAGAAAACACUAUCCUGUUAGCACUGUCAUUUUUCAGAUGAUGGGAGAGCCAUCUGCUGGAACUUUCUAGCAAUUGACAUACCUGAGUUAAGACAACCUGCUAAGUUAAAAUGCUUCCCCUUGUCUUUGUAUAUCUAUCAAAUGUGUUAUCAGUUUAACAUGUGAUAGGUUUAUUAGGUGAUCAUGCAACUGACAACUUGCUAAACAGGCAGGACAAUGGAACUUUACAUUAGUCUUAAUUUUUUCUUUCUUUUUUUUUUGGUACCGAGGAUUGAACUCAGGACCUUGCGCUUGCAAGGCAGGCACCAGAACCACUGAGCUAAAUCCCUGGCCCUAAUUAGUCUUAAUUUUCAAAUGGGCAUGGUGAGAGGUUUGAUUAUUAACUCUUCCUUUAAAAAGGAAUCCCAAGGAUGUUGGAAAUACAUCCCCCCACAAUCCAUGGUCAUCUCACCCAAAGGUCAGUUUUCUUCUCAAGAGAUUAAGCAACAGCUUUAUAGGUAGGGCAUUCUUGAUAGCAAAAACAAAAUCUUUGCCAAAAGAAAAGGCCGACACCAUUAAGAUACUUAAUACUCCUAGAUAAGGGAAUUAUUCCAGAUGUCAUGGAUACUUCCUCUGAAUUCCUAAUUUAAAAAAUGAAGAGGUUAGCAUGAACUUUAGUAUGGCUGUAAAUAACCUUAAAUUUUCUCUUGCAAAGAAGCAUGUCCCUUUUGUAAAUCCUGUUUCCCAAAAGCUGGUGCAAACUUAUAGGUGCUUUAUAGCAUUACUUUUUAGAUGUGAAAUUUGUACCAAUUAGAAUAGCACUAAGUUUUCUAAGAGCCCAUCAUUUCAAUUUUAAAAACAACUACCAAAGCAGCAUUGACAUUUAGUCAAGGGCCUGAGAAAAAUGUGUAAUACAGGUGAAAAAUUAUCAUUACAGAAAACUUUAAUAGCUGCCCUUGUAAUUAAACUUGCUGAUAUAAACAUUCAUACAGAUGUUUUAAAUAUAUGUAGAAUAUAUGAUUUAUAAAUAUGUAGUCAAUUUUGUCUUAAAUGUUUUCUUGGAAGAUAAGUUUUCAGUGCAUAUUUAUGUAAAUAAAGCACAUCAAUUCUUA